AUCUUUGUUUUUUUUUAAAUAGUGGAAUUAAAAGAUGGGAGAAAUAGCCAAACGAUUUUGCAUUCUACUGGAAUUUUUAUGGAUCAUCAGCUUACUAGUUCUCUCUCAGAGGUUGUUGCUAAGUCCAGUUUUCCUAUGAUUGUAUGGUUACAGUAAAAUAUUGUUUCUAAUAUACAGUAGCAUACCUCCAUUUAUACAGUAGGAUCUUUAUUGAAUCAGGGACAGAAGAAAUAAUAUGGCUUCAUCACAUUUCUGUUUAAUUUGGAAGAGUGACUCUGGGUGCUACACAGAAUGAAAUUCCUUGGAGAUUCUGUGUUCCUCCCUAUAUUCUUCUUUACCUUUUGGUCUGCUUUAACCAAGCAUUGCAACAUGCUAGUUCUUGAGGAUUGCAAAGCCCCUUAUGACUAUGAGUACUAGAUCUUAUUGCGUUGUUGGCUCAAGGACAUGCAUUCCUUGUACAGGAGGAAAUAGACAAGAAACUGCUUGCUUGCAAAGGAGAUAAGCUCCUUUCUGCAAAGUGUUGUCUGAUUUACAAUAUUUCUUUUUUUUUUCAGCCUCUUCUGACCUUACUGAUCUUUGCUAUGAGCAUUCUUUGUCAGUUUCUUACAAUGCUUUGCAUUGUUUUUACAAGAUAGGUGACCUGUGGUGAAAAUCAAGCAAGAAAGACAAUGACAAGCACAGUACCUUCCAAGAAGCCUUACCGUAAGGCUCCACCACAACAUCGUGAGAUUCAUCAUGAGCUGCCCAUUCUGUGUGAUGAAUAUGAUGGUGUGAUUUUGGCAGAGCAGAAUCAGGAGCCCUUGACAGAUGCAGAAAGGAUAAAGUUGCUGCAGCAUGACAAUGAGGAGCUGCGUCGACGUCUGACCUAUGUCACCAAUAAAAUGGAAGCAAUGGAGAGGGAGUUGGAGUCUGGGCAAGACUACCUGGAGAUGGAGUUGGGCCAAAAUCGAGAAGAGCUAGAAAAAUUUAAAGACAAAUUCCGUAGAUUGCAAAAUAGUUACACAGCUUCACAAAGAACAAAUCAGGAUUUGGAGGAGAAGCUGCAUGCCCUGAUUAAAAAAGCUGAAAUGGAUCGGAAAACUCUUGAUUGGGAAAUUGUGGAGCUCACCAAUAAGCUUCUGGAUGCCAAAACAACUAUCAAUAAACUAGAAGAGCUUAAUGAGCGAUACCGGCUAGACUGUAACUUAGCAGUGCAGCUCCUGAAGUGCAACAAAUCUCACUUUCGAAACCACAAAUUUGCUGAUCUUCCAUCUGAGCUGCAAGAUAUGGUCAACAAGCACUUGCAAAACACUCAGGAUUCUGUAGGCCCUGACCAGGAGGAACUGCACACCUUGGCUCCCUCUGAUGUUGUGCCCACCUCAGUCAUUGCUAGAGUGUUGGAGAAGCCAGAAUCACUUGUGCUGAACUCAGCCAAAUCCAGCAGUGGAAGUUGCUCUAUGGCUGAAGAUGUUUUUGUGCACGUAGAUAUGAGUGGCACUCUUCCUGAAACUUGUGUGAGUUCGGGGGAAGGAGAAAGCAAGGGGAAGGAGGGAUCUAGACAGCAAAAUGGAAGCUGCAAGUCACAGAACUGCUUGGAGAGCCUGCCAAAGGAGGUGCCUACUUUUGAGAAACUAAGCCCAUAUCCCACCCCUCCCCCUCCCCACCCCAUGUAUCCAGGGCGCAAAGUCAUUGAGUUUUCCGAGGACAAGGUGCGGAUUCCAAAGAACAGCCCGCUGCCCAAUUGUACUUAUGCUACCCGCCAAGCUAUCUCUUUGAGCUUAGUCCAGGGGGAGGAUGAGAACUGUGACAGGCAGCGCCCCUUUCCCAGCAGCCCAGCCUCAGGUCAACGCUCUGCCUCCAGCUGCUCCUACCAACCUUCCCCCAAGUGUAGCCGGGUUCCUGGAUCUUCUCAAAGCAGCCCCUUCAGCAGCCCCCCACAGGUUCCCAGCACAUUUGCCAGCUCUGCCAGCUCCGAGGAGGAUUUACUAGCCAACUGGCAACGGAUGUUUGUAGAUAAGGCUCCUCCUGCCACAGAGCAGGUGCUAGUAAACCGGACUGCUUUUAGCCGCGACACGGCACAGGAGCUCCAGAAACGUUUCAGCCGCUCCAUGCAAGAGUUAGGUCGGGUAGCUUCCGCCUACUCAGAUGGCGAAGAAUCUGUGCAGAGCUGCAGCUGGACUGUAAGCAGGGACUCAAGCGUGGACAUUGACAGCACAGAGUUUCGGAGUCGCCGGAACCACUUCUCUUCUGACUACAGCACAGAUUUCUCCCAGGACGAAAGCUGCAAAUUACUGCAAAGGUCUGGUACUGAGGGGGUGGCAGAGCCUGUCAUUUCUUCACCAGAGAAGUCCAAAGAUUACAUAGACUACCCAUCUGGGAGCCCAGCUGAAGAACCGGAACUGCUGUUCCAGGACAGGAGGGUGAACAGCCAGGAGGGGGUUUCUGAGCAGAGCAAGGAUGCCAAGAGCAAGCCACCUCCUGGGCGCCCACAUCGCAGCCCCAAAAGAAUGGGGGUUCAUCAUUUACAUCGGAAGGACAGCUUAACCCACGCUCAGGAGCAAGGCAACUUACUUACUUGAGAAUGGAGAAGAAGAAUUGUCUUGGCUACCC
This is a messenger RNA of Pseudonaja textilis, 2589 nucleotides long. The record is from RefSeq and is a predicted model, not a curated record. NCBI's taxonomy places the organism in Eukaryota, Metazoa, Chordata, Lepidosauria, Squamata, Elapidae.